Parascedosporium putredinis is the source of this 1992-nucleotide messenger RNA. The record is from the annotation of a GenBank genome assembly. Lineage: Eukaryota; Fungi; Ascomycota; Sordariomycetes; Microascales; Microascaceae.
AUGGCGCAACCAUUAUCAAGAUCCAACGACCGAUGCGGCGAAAUCGCGAGUAGAUUGUGGUGGUUCCAACUCUUUGCCCUCUUUGAUUCCGGCCUUCUACUUCCAGCGGCGCGCUUCCUCGUUUCGUCCCCGCCCCCGGAGGGAAGGCGGACGAAACAAUUCUCCAAAGACGACCAGCCGCGAUACUAUGCCAUCAUGGUCGCCAUUGGCGAUUCCGCCGGCUGGCGAAAGGCAGGCAUCGUCGCCGCCUCCUCGACAUGGGCCCUCUCCAUCGUCACGCUGAUCCUGCUCAUCAUCUCGGUGCACCGCCUCGGCUCCGGCUCCGUGUUCACGACGACCGUCAUCUUCGACGGCAAGUGCAGCGACACCAACGUGAUCAACACGGCGCUGCACGCGUUCGUCAACAUCGUCGCCUCCCUCGUGCUCGCCUCCUCCAACUACUUCAUGCAGGUGCUGUCCGCCCCGACCCGCGAGGCCAUCGACGCCGCCCACGCCCGCGGCCGCUCCUCGAGCUCCGUGCCCCUCCACCUCUUCUUCAACAGUAGUGUCGCCGAGACCCGCACCUCGAGCGACUACUACAUGGUCCUCGCCACCGAGGCCUUUUUAGACGGCGCCGACUACGCCAUCCCCGGCGCCGGCUACAACGCCACCGCCUACUACGUCGAAUGGGCCAUCGGGCCCGACUGGCUCCACAACGACACGGGCUCCGAUGCCGAAAUCGCCCGCAUCGCUGCCGAGGCCCGCGCCUGGGCCCGCAUGGAGCUCGACGAGUGCCUCGACAUCUACAACAGCGUCGACGAGGCCCUCACCACCCACCGCCACGUCGUCGUCGUCGUCGCCGACCCGGACCAGCCCGACGCCGAGGGCUGGGACGUCGAGGACGACGGUAGGGUCAACUCCGUGUACGGCGCCCGCGCCGUCCAGCUCAGCGAGUCCCUCGUCGCCAGCCGGAAAGCCGAUUCCCUCGUCUGGGGCCCUGAAUCUCGAGGAGUUGGGGCCCGGCGCCCCGGCAACGUCACCGCCCAGUACUGCCUGUCCGAGCCCUUUGUCGCCCCCUGCGAAAUCCGCGUGCACAACCUCCUCCUGCUCAUCUCCUGCCUGUGCUGCCUGUUCAAGGCCUUUGCCUGCACCACCGUCGUCGUCUCCCGACCCCUCCACGCCCCGCUCCUCACCCUGGGCGACGCCGUCGAGUCCUUCCUCCGCAACCCGGACACCAGCACCCGCGGCAUGUGCUGGCUCGACCGCUCGGCGUCGUCUUGCACCAAUACUCGCCUACCCGGCCCCCGCUGGUGGGGAGCAGGAGCUCCAAGACCGGAUCAUCUGUGCCUUGGUAUCAUUGGCUGUUGGCCUACCGGCUUGCCCUCUGUUAAUAUCUCUACAACCACUUUCGGACCCAGCGCCCAAAAUCCUCUUCUCUCCAUCCUGCCAUACGAGACCGAGACCACGGGCAAUCUCCAGGUCGCCGCCUCCGUCACCAUGGCCGCCAUUGUCAACACCCCGCAAAUCCUCUUGUCCAUCGCCUAUCUCGCGUACAAUGGCCUCUUUACGCGCAUGCACGGCGAGCGCGAGUGGUCGUCAUACAGCGUCAAGUACAAGCCUCUGCGCGUCUCCUACGCCCGCGGGCUCCAGACCGUCGCGUACCGUCUGCAGCUGCCUUUUCGCUGGUCCAUCCCCCUCAUCUCUCUCAGCGCCCUCUUGCAUUGGUUGGUAUCUAACUGCUUGUACAUUCGCGACUCGAGGAUCCUACGCGUCUACGUUACCACCUCUUUCAAUGACGACCUGAUGUUCAGCCCUGGCAUCUCGAUCCAAUUUUACGACUACGACGAGGCCGGGGACGCGUACUUGAAACAUAUGGCGCGCGGAGAAAUCAAAUGGGGUGUUGUGUCCGGCGACGAGACCGCGUGCACUGAGAAGGACCCGGGCCACCUCGCCUUUGGGUCGCGGGCGCACGACGUCCGGGCACCGGUGCUAGGGAGUGAGCCUCAACCUUAG